GUGACUAUCUCGCCGCAUGCCCAGCGCCUGCUGAUCCGCCUCUUCUGCUAGAUCUAUAGCGCAUGCCGCCCGUUUGCGCUUCUCCACAACACAUCGUCCGCCAUGGUCUUCUGCAACACCACCCUCACCGAGCAGAGGGUCGACGAGACUCCCAUCGCCGGCAAAGUCACCUUCCACCACAUCGGCCUCUUCAUAUCCGCCGUCUUCGGCCUGAUAGCGACCGUGAUCGCGCUCUACCUCAUUUUUAGACACAUCACUCACUACCUGAAACCAUGGGAGCAGAAGCAUAUUGUACGGAUCCUGUUCAUGAUCCCAAUAUACGCGACAGUCAGCUUCCUCUCCUACCUCUACUACAGACACGCCGUGUACUUCGAGAUCCUGCGCGACUGCUACGAAGCCUUUGCCAUCUCCAGCUUCUUCACUCUCAUGUGCCACUACCUCGCGCAUGAUCUCCACGACCAGAAGAACUACUUCCGCACCGUGAAACCGCGCAAUUGGGUCUGGCCAAUGGGCUGGAUACAGAAGUGCACUGGCGGGCAGGACAGAGGCUUCCUACGGAAACCGAUGAGUGGAUUGACGUGGUUCAACAUCGUCUGGCUCGGCGUCUACCAAUACUGCUUCGUCCGCGUCUUCUUCACCUGCGUCGCGGGCAUCACCCAAGCCACCGGCCGUUACUGCGAAAGCUCCCUCAACCCCGCCUUCUCCCACAUCUGGGUCAUGGGCUUCGAAGCCGUCUCCGUCACAAUAGCAAUGUACUGCCUGAUUCAGUUUUACAUCCAGAUGAAGAACGAGCUUGCGUCGCACGGGCCCGGGCUUAAAAUCGCCUGCAUCAAGCUCGUCAUCUUUUUCUCCUUCUGGCAAUCCCUUCUCAUCUCCUUCCUCGUGUCGUCUGGAACGAUCACUCCGAGCAAGAAGAUUGGGUACCAGGAUAUCAAGGUCGGAAUACCCAAUAUGUUAUUAUGUGUGGAGAUGGCCAUCUUUGCGGUCUUGCAUAUUUUCGCGUUCAAAUGGGAACCGUACGAUCUGAACAAGCAGCUUACGUCUGACUUGACUACGCCGACGAAGUAUGCGCAUCGUGGGCCGCGCGCUCUGCUAAACACUUUCAAUCCGUGGGAUAUCGUCAAGUCAGUCGGAUGGGGCUUCAAGUGGCUGUUUGUCGGUGUACGGAAGCGGAAGCAGGACGUCAGCUACGAGGUUUUGGAUUGAGCGAGUGAUGGAUACUGGAUGCUGGUUCUUCUUCGAAGGCGUCUGGAGCAUCAGGCGGGCACUAGGAAUCUGCGAUUCUCUCUGGAUUUGGGCGUUUUGGCGUGCGUGGGUGGUUUAUUGCAUGAGUGUUUUGGGAAUGAGUUGUCUCGCGAAGAGACGACGAGUCGUAGGAUAAGUUUGCACGGGUUUGGAUGGCAUUCAUGAAGUGUGUGUUGAGCUUGUUUCGAUGAUUGAAUCAAUACCCCUUUCUAAGUCUCUCUGCAAUUCUUCUCACUUACGUGUUUGGUCACAUGUUCACUUUCAAUUUCUCCUCGGGCUGGGUAUAAAAGCCUAACUUCCAACGUCUACUCUUCUCCAUUCACGCGAG
Molecule: messenger RNA, 1573 nt
Organism: Mytilinidion resinicola
Lineage: Eukaryota; Fungi; Ascomycota; Dothideomycetes; Mytilinidiales; Mytilinidiaceae
Product: DUF300-domain-containing protein
Exons: 3
Coding region: 103-1206 (367 amino acids)
Biological process (GO): transport
Molecular function (GO): transporter activity
Source: RefSeq, a predicted model, not a curated record